ACUCUGUUUCUUGCCGUGUUCUCAUUUAUUUAUUUAUUUCCCUUAAACUCAACAGUACACUCCAAAAGUCUUUUUCUCGGUCAACUCUCUUCCUCCUCUUUUUAAUUCCUUUCAGACCAAACCGGAAAAAAAACUCAAAAGAUUACCCGAGAACUCCCCGGCGACAAGAACAAACAAUCAAAAGAAAUGGAAACUUCCCGUUUGACCCUUCCCCUUCUUCUCAUCGCCUUCUCCUUCCUCCUCACUCUCUCCGCCCAAAUGACCGGAAUUUUCAAAUGCAGCGAACGAGGAGACUCACCCUCCACGUGUCGCUCUCUCGUCGGUUACUCAAGCAAGCAAGCCACGACCUACGGCAAUAUCCAAACCCUCUUCGCUGUCAAGAAGCUCCGUUCGAUCCUCGAAGCCAACAACCUCCCACUCUCAACCCAACGCACUCAGGGCGUGAACCCGAACCAGGUCGUACGCGUCCCGAUCCCUUGCUCGUGCUCAAACGGAACCGGCGUGUCGAACCGGACUCCGGUUUACACCGUCAAGAAGGGAGACACGCUCUACUUCAUCGCAUCUGAGAUUUUCGGAGGGUUGGUUCAGUACCAGAGGAUCAGUGACCUGAACAGGAUUCCCGACGCAAGCGAAAUCGAUGUGGGUCAAAGGUUUUGGAUACCUUUGCCUUGUAGCUGCGAUAAGUUGAACGGUCAAGAUGUUGUCCACUAUGCGCACGUGGUCAAAUCCGGAAGCUCCCUCGGUGAGAUCGCAGCUCAGUUUGGUACUGACAACACGACGCUGGCUCAGCUCAAUGGGAUCUCUGGCGAUGCUCAGCUCCUCGCUGAUUACCCUCUUAACGUACCUCUCAGAGCUUGUAACUCUUCAGUGAGGGCCGACUCGUUGGACGCCAAAAUGCUUCUACCUAACAGCUCAUACUCCAUCACUGCAAAUAAUUGCAUCAGGUGUUCUUGUCAAGCUUCGAAUAAUUGGACUUUAAGCUGUGAAGCCUCUCAGCUUAAGCCUUCGUCGACCUGGCAGACUUGCCCGUCUCCGCGAUGUGAAGGAGCAGAGAGUUUGUUUGUAGGUAACACGACAAAUACCUCUUGCGGUCCUCGUUCUUGCGCCUAUGCUGGUUACUCCAACCAGACAAUCUUAACAGCCCUUUCUCCAGAUCCCUGUUCAGGUUCUGGUGGUUCUGGACCUCCUGGCAACUAUGCUUCAACAACGUUGAGCUCAAGUUUCAGUUAUGUGGUAAUGUUGAUUCAGUGUGCUCUGAUCUGUAUGUCUUCUCUAGCGAUGUAAUAAUGGUUUGGUGUAUGUGAGGUGUGCACUUAAGUACAGUUCGGAUUGUAAUAAAAAAAAUGGUUCCACGUGAA
Molecule: messenger RNA, 1358 nt
Organism: Raphanus sativus (radish)
Lineage: Eukaryota; Viridiplantae; Streptophyta; Magnoliopsida; Brassicales; Brassicaceae
Product: lysM domain-containing GPI-anchored protein 2
Exons: 4
Coding region: 187-1284 (365 amino acids)
Source: RefSeq, a predicted model, not a curated record